This is a messenger RNA of Camelus dromedarius (Arabian camel), 3622 nucleotides long. It is a transcript of the gene CASP9, whose product is annotated as caspase 9. Gene Ontology annotation, cellular component: cytoplasm. NCBI's taxonomy places the organism in Eukaryota, Metazoa, Chordata, Mammalia, Artiodactyla, Camelidae. The transcript is spliced from 9 exons. Gene Ontology annotation, biological process: intrinsic apoptotic signaling pathway in response to DNA damage; positive regulation of neuron apoptotic process; apoptotic process. Bases 87 to 1445 code for a protein of 452 amino acids. The record is from RefSeq and is a predicted model, not a curated record.
GGUCCUGGGGAACGGGCGGGGCGCGGCGCGGCGGCCGAAGCUCGGAAGCUGACUGAGGCGGCUGGGGUCCCCGCCGUCUACCAGACAUGAACGAGGCUGACCGGCAGGUCCUGCGACGGUACCGGUUGCGGCUGGUGAGCGAGUUGCAGGUGGCCUCGCUCUGGGACGCUUUGCUGAACCGCGAGCUCUUCACCCCCGACAUGAUAGAGGAAAUCCAGCGGGCAGGCUCUGGGUCUCGGCGUGAUCAGGCCAGGCAGCUGAUCACAGAUCUAGAGACUCGAGGGAGUCAGGCCCUUUCUUUGUUCAUCUCCUGCUUGGAGGACACAGGUCAGAACAUGUUGGCUUCAUUACUGAGAACCAGUAGUCAAGCGGCAAGGCAGCAUCCGGAGGCCAUCAGACCCCUGGAUCUUAAGCCUGUGGUGCUGAGGCCAGAGGGCCUCAAACCAGAGUCGCUGGGAGUGGGUAAGCAGGAUCCAUUGAUGCCAACCCCAGGAAAACUCGUUCCAGUGGUGCUGGGGCCGAAGGAGCUCUGGCCGGCCAAGCUCAGACCUGAGGUUCUCAGACCAGAGGUGCCCAGGCCAGUGGACAUUGGUUCUGGAGGACUCAGUGAUGUCUGUGCUCAGGACAGAGCCAAGGGAAAUGCCAAUUUGGCCUAUGUCCUGAGCGCGGACCCCUGUGGCCGCUGCCUCAUUGUCAACAACGUGCACUUCCGCCGUGAGUCGGGGCUCAGGACCCGCACCGGCUCCAGUGUGGACUGUGAGAGGCUGCAGCGGCGGUUCCACUUGCUGCACUUCGUGGUGGAGGUGGAGUGUGACCUCACGGCCAAGCAAAUGGUCCAGGCUUUGGUGGAGCUGGCACAGCGGGACCACAGCGCUCUGGACUGCUGCGUGGUGGUCAUCCUUUCCCAUGGCUGUCAGGCCAGCCACCUCCAGUUCCCAGGGGCUGUUUAUGGCACAGAUGGAUGUCCUGUGUCCGUCGAGAGGAUUGUGAACAUCUUCAAUGGGACUGGCUGUCCCAGCCUGAGAGGGAAGCCCAAGCUCUUCUUCAUCCAGGCCUGUGGUGGAGAGCAGAAAGAUCAUGGGUUUGAGGUGGCCUCCACUUUCCCUGAAGGCCAGACUCCUGACAGUGACCCCGAGCCAGACGCUACCCCAUUCCAGGAAGGCCCGGGCACCGUGGACCAGCCGGACGCCAUGUCUAGUUUGCCAACACCUAGCGACAUCCUGGUGUCCUACUCCACCUUCCCAGGUUUUGUCUCCUGGAGGGACACCAAGAGCGGCUCCUGGUACAUCGAGACCCUGGACAGUGUUUUUGAGCAGUGGGCCCACUGUGAGGACCUGCAGACUCUCCUGCUCAGGGUUGCUAAUGCUGUUUCGGUGAAAGGGAUUUACAAACAGAUUCCUGGCUGUUUUAAUUUCCUCCGGAAAAAACUUUUCUUUAAAACGUAAUGAGGCCAGGGCCCCUCGCCCUGCCUUAGCUUUCACCCCGAACCUUCCUGCUCCAGGCCCGGCAGCGGCUGAGGCCUGGACUCUCGCACAGCUACGGCUGACACGCGCUGAAGGAUUCUGUAGCCCGUAGAGGACCUGCUUUUUCCUCACGGGUGGCAGACAGGCUACUAGCAGCUUCCAAAUUGGAGCCAAAUGACCAGCGAUGGAGAAAGAAGAGCAGAACGCUGUGGACACCACGGGGCUCUUUGCCAGUGGCCCAUUCCUGGCUCGUGGCUGUGGCCCGUGACCCGUUUUCUCUAGAGUAGGGCUUUUCAACCUCAGCACAACUGACCUUUGGGGCCACAUAGUCCUCUGUUGCAGGGACUGUCUGGUGCACUGUGAGAUGCUUAACAACACCCCUGGCCUCUGCCCAGCAGAUGCCAAUAGCACGUCUCCCCGAGUAGUGACAGCCAAAAAUGUCUUCAGACACUGCCAGCUUUCCCCAGUGGGAUCCCACUGGAGAACCACUGAUCUACAGGAAAUGUUGGUGACAAACCAGCAUCUCUCUUAGGUCAGCAGUUUGGGGCUACUGGAGUCUGAACGGCUGGAAUCUGUGAAUCCUAAAUGAAGUUUUAAAAAUUACCAACUUUCUCUAUAUUGUAGUAUUCUUAAAAAAAGUCUUAGGUGAAUAUGGGUUCUCUUUUACCUAUUUCGCCCCUCAUUUUGCUCCAACUCUUUAUUCUUCCUUAUAAAGGAGACUUGCUUUUUUGGAAACAUUUCCCCAUCUCAUUUCUUUUGAUGUUCACCCCAUCCCAGGAAGGUGACUGGGGUGGGAGCUGUGUGCUCAGGGAGGUUAAGUCACUUGUCCAGGGGACCCAACUAACCAGUGGAGAGACCUGGCCAGACUCGGGUCUUCUGAGUCCAGCCUGUGCCCCCAGGUGUCUUCCUGGCUGUAGGACCCUGCACCGCAGGGUGACUGCUGUGUGACCGUGAGAUGGGCUUCCCCAGAGAAGGCCCCACCCCGAGGCCUUUAAGCUGUCUGGACCCCGGCCUGUUUCUUGCUUUCAGGGCCCUGGAUGGGAGGAUGGUUUGCUAAUAAGACUCUUGCCAAGAUAUGAUUCAUAUAGUUGUCACUUUAUUAUUAUUUUACACCUGUGACCUUUCCAAGUCUAAAACAGUCCCGGGGCCUUCUGGUGGUUAGUUAUUUGCAAUCACCUGCAGGACACAGACAAAAAAAUAAUCAGGUUAACCCAGCAGAGCAGAGCCGUGCUUUUGCAAGUUCCUGGCUUUCUCCUUCCCUGCUCUGUACUGCCCGUGUGAAUCAGGCAGCCCUCCAUGAAGCAGCUCUUCCCUGGGAGUGGGGGGGGGGGGGGUGUCUAAUGAUGCCCUGGAGAAAAAGAUGUCAUCACAGCUUUUCACUGACCUUUGGGGCUUCCUGUAAAGAGGGGUCUGAGCCUGGAGUCCUGUUUGGGCUUCAGGGCGGGGGGCCUGGGCGCUCUUAAAAAUUAUAUGCCGAGAGUAUAGAUGGGUAUGGUUGUAGAUUUCAUGUGUUUCUCAAAAAGUUUGAGGGCCCUGAAAUGGUUAACAACCACAGCUGUUUGCAAGGCACCGUUACACGCUGUGGGUGGGGCUGUAACCUGUUUUCAGAGGCUGUCUAGCGGUAUCUACUGAACAUUGGGACACGCCAACUCCGUGAUCCAGUGAUGCUGCUGGACCUCUUAGCACGGAUACCCAGAUCCGUGUGCAAGCGUGUGUGUCCAAGGGUGUUCACUGCAGCCACGUGAGAGUGGAAGAUAGGAAACAGAUGAAAGCUUCACUCAUUCUCUUCAUGCUAUGGACUAUCACUUCGCUGUUCAAAAGAACGACACAGAUAUCUGGGCCCACACUGUAAGAUGUGAUACGGUGUUAAGUGGAAACGCUAAGUUGCAGAACAGUAUGAAGAGGAAAAUUCUGUUUUUGGUUUACAUGUACAUAGGUAGACAUUUUACAGAUGCACACAAAUAAAGUCCAGAAGACCACACACCAAGCCGUUGACUGAUUCUCUCUCGGGGGUGGAACUGGAGAUGCAAAACGAGGAGGGGCAUCUACGCAUCUACUUUUUUACUUGGUACACUCCUAUAUUCUUCCUAUAUUUUUACUGUGAGUAUGUAUUAACUUUCUGAAAUAAAGAUGAAAAUAAAGCUGGUGAAUGCUGACGA